UGAAAAGAGUGGAAAUAUCAAAGUCUGUCUAAUUUGUCGAUUAUCAAAAAAUUUCCGUGGUCAAUCACCAGUUUAUUUUUCACCAUUUACUUGCCCGACUGUCCGGAAUAACAUAAUCUAAAUUUCAGAUUCACAACACCACGCAUUAUUUGAUGCGUCGUGGUCAAACAUUGACAAUUUAACUGCUAAACUUGAGUAAAAGGCUUAAAAAAUCAAUUGUGGUCUUGUCUCAUAAGGGGCCUUUGUAUAAUGCAUAUCGCGGCAUCUAUGGGCUGUCUUCGUCGAUUUUCUCUUGCUUUUUCACCAAAGUCAUGAUAUAAGAACAUCUUACUGUGAAUAUUUAGGUGAACAAGAACAGUCCAAUCAAAAAAUAUGAGUGACUCCAUGAGUGGGUUCCUGCACUGCAGUGUGACAUUCGAACAAUUGUCGCAAACUGGAGAAGUCCUAAAGAAAACACAACAUAAGAGCUGUAGCCUGCAGCUGGGAAGGAACGAAUUUAAGGAAAUCAUCCUCAAGUUGGAGUUCGGAAAAAGGGAGAUGAAAUUCCCCCUCCGGGAAAUUCAGGUCUUUUCCAAAUUUGCCAAAGAGGGGAAAGCGACAGUCAAAGUUAUUAACCAAAAAUUACAAUUGAUGCUUGCAAACUGCCCACCAGACCGACUUCGGGUGUUUCUGAAGACUUUAUCAACGAAGUUAGACUGUUUGAAAAUGAAAGGUUUUGUGAGUGAUAGGAAGAAAUUGACUUCGGAACUGCCAAGAGUUUUUCAAGAAAUUUCUCCAUUGAAUAUGAAGGAUAUUGAGACGGUCCAUAACCAACGAGCAAAGCAGGUUGAGAACAAGCCAGAUCUCUUCACCCCCAAAGGAAAAAGAAAAUAUUGUGGUUCAGAUGAUAAGGAAAAUGUUCUUCCAAAGGGUAAAAAGCUUUGUACUGCCAUAUCGUCACUGACCAAGAAGCCCCUUGUGUCCUUGACAAGGUUAACAAAGGAACAAAUCAAAGUGCUGGAAAGGGUCAAGAGUGGACAGAACAUCUUCUUCACAGGGAGUGCCGGCACUGGGAAAUCAUUCUUGUUGAAGAGAAUUAUUGGUGCUCUUCCACCGCAGCAUUCCUUCGCCACGGCCAGUACUGGUGUUGCAGCCUGUCAUAUCGGUGGGACCACUCUUCAUGCAUUUGCUGGUAUUGGUUCUGGCAAAGCCACCCUGGCUCAGUGUGUUGAACUCGCAUCAAGACCAGCCGUGGUACAACAAUGGAAGAAAUGUAGACAUCUCAUCAUUGAUGAGAUCUCCAUGGUGGACGGUGACUUCUUUGACAAACUAGAAGCAAUUGCAAGAAUUGUGCGAAAGAAGGAUGAGCCUUUUGGAGGGAUACAACUGAUUCUAUGUGGUGACUUCCUGCAGUUACCUCCUGUCAUAAAGGGAAGUGAGAAAAGGAAAUUCUGCUUUCAGUCGCGUGCUUGGAGAAAAUGCAUAUCAAUCAACAUGGAGCUGACCGAUGUUAAAAGACAAUCAGACAAAUCAUUCAUCUCCAUCCUACAGAACAUCCGAGUGGGAAGGUGUACAGAGACGAUCAGUAAGAUCCUCCUUGCCACAUCGAGACACACGAUUGACAGAGACGGCAUCAAGGCGACGAGGCUGUGCACGCACAAAGAGGACGUCAACCAUAUCAAUCAAAUUAACAUUGAUAAACUCACAACUCCAAGUCGCAAGUUCAACUCCUCUGACAGUGAUGCAGAGUACCUCAAGGUGAUUGAUAACCUUAGUCCAGUUAAUGCGUGUCUCGAGUUGAAAGAGGGCGCUCAGGUGAUGUUGGCCAAGAAUCUUGACGUACAGAAAGGUCUUGUUAAUGGAGCAAGAGGUGUGGUUGUUGGGUUUGAGAUGGGAGAUUAUGGGCUUCCGAUUGUAAAGUUUCUGUGUGGUGCUAAGGAGACAAUCAAGCCAGAGAGAUGGACCUUCAAGAUCUCCGGGGGCAUUUACCUGACCCGGCGACAGCUACCUCUCAAGUUAGCGUGGGCGAUUUCUAUCCACAAAAGCCAGGGCAUGUCCCUUGACUGCGUCGAAAUGUCACUGUCACGUGUGUUUGAAAGUGGACAGGCGUACGUCGCUCUCUCUCGUGCCAGGAGCCUAGAGGGAUUACGAGUUUUGGAUUUUGAUCGGAAAUAUGUGCGUGCUCAUCCAGACGUACUCAGAUUCUAUGCUGAAAUUCAGGAGGACAAUUCUGAAUGUGUCCCACGACAAACUAAGCUUUUAGACUUUGCCUGAGACUGUUGACAUGGUGACAUUAUCUGUGGUGUUCUUGCUGUCGUUUUGGGGAAGUAUAAGUGCAUUGCCUACAUUAGUAAGUUGCUUGAAUGUUCUAGGCAUGAAGCACAUACUACACGAGCGGCCAAAUAUUGCCAACUUGUGAAGCCAUUGAAAUUUCCCUGUUCACCAAGUUCUAGCACAGCAUACCACAUCUCUGAUCAGUUCUGGUGAACAUUGUUGAUUUGCUCAACCCAGAACUGAUUGAGUUUGCAUAGAAGAUGACUGAUGUUUUAUGUUUUAACACUGUAAAUUAUGUAAACAGUAAUGUAUUUUAUCAUAACAUGUAGUUUAGAAUUAGUAAUGAUAAUGCAGAAUUUUAACUGUAAUUUAUUAUCAGUAUUUCAUACAGAGCGUCUGAUCAUUAGAAUUUGAUCUCAAAGAUUGAAAAUUCUUCAGAGGGUUUUCGAUUGUUUUUCUUUCUAUUGUAAUGCACUGCCAUCUUUUAGUACUCGACUUUUAUACAAAAUCUGAUUUUGUUUUUAGUGAUUUGUGAAUA
Messenger RNA from Lineus longissimus, 2791 nucleotides. Its product is annotated as ATP-dependent DNA helicase PIF1-like. The record is from RefSeq and is a predicted model, not a curated record. Gene Ontology annotation, molecular function: DNA helicase activity; ATP hydrolysis activity. The coding region runs from base 373 to 2253 and encodes 626 amino acids. Lineage: Eukaryota; Metazoa; Nemertea; Pilidiophora; Heteronemertea; Lineidae. The transcript is spliced from 11 exons. Gene Ontology annotation, biological process: DNA repair; telomere maintenance.